Molecule: messenger RNA, 1180 nt
Organism: Ceratitis capitata (Mediterranean fruit fly)
Lineage: Eukaryota; Metazoa; Arthropoda; Insecta; Diptera; Tephritidae
Product: sideroflexin-3
Exons: 2
Coding region: 71-1042 (323 amino acids)
Biological process (GO): monoatomic ion transport; serine import into mitochondrion
Cellular component (GO): mitochondrial inner membrane
Molecular function (GO): monoatomic ion transmembrane transporter activity
Source: RefSeq, a predicted model, not a curated record
AAUUAUUGUAUAUUUACGUAUUUACAAUACAAAUAAAUUUUUCAGACAAACUUCAAUAUUUUUCGAAGAAAUGUCCGCGCUACCUAAGGUCGACAUAGACCAGCCGAAAUUCGAUCAGAGCACUUACGUUGGACGAUGCAAGCAUUUUUUCCUGCUCACCAACCCAUUGAACUUACUCGCCAGCGACGCAAAAUUGAAACGCGCACAGCGCAUCGUUAAGAAUUAUCGCGCCGGCAAAGAUGUAUCGAAUGAUGUAAGCAGCUUGGACGAAUUGUGGCGCGCCAAAUAUGUAUACGACUCUGCAUUUCAUCCAGAAACUGGCGAGAAAUCACCACUUAUCGGACGCAUGUCAGCACAGAUGCCAAUGAACACCAUCAUAACCGGUUGCAUGCUUUCUUUUCACAAGAGCACCGGCGCAGUCGUCUUCUGGCAGUGGUUCAAUCAGACCUUCAACGCCAUUGUCAACUACACCAAUCGUUCGGGUACAUCUAUGCUGACCACUGGUGAUUUAUUGAAAUCUUAUUGUCUAGCUACCGGCGGCGCAUUGGUCACCGCCUUGUCACUGAAACGUCUUACGGCGAAUAUGCCGGCACUUAUGGGUCGCUUGGUGCCAUUUGUGGCCAUAUCGGCGGCGAAUUGUAUUAAUGUGCCGAUGAUGCGCUUACGGGAAAUACGUAACGGUGUAGUGUUGCUAAAUGAUCAGGGUCGCGAGGUGGGCGCAUCCAAGCGUGCCGCAAUUACGGGUAUAGCGCUUGUAGUGCUGAGUCGCAUUUCAAUGGCAAUACCGGGUAUGACCUUCACGCCAUUUUUAAUGGAUAAACUGGAUAAGCCGGGUAAGCUACUCAAUCGUAAGCCUUGGCUAAGUCCACCACUGCAGACAGCAAUGUGCGGUCUUCUUUUAAUUUUUGCAACACCGAUGGGAUGUGCUUUGUGGCCGCAAAAAAUGAGCCUCAGAGUGGAGAGGCUGGAGUCUGAGGUGCAAGAAGAUCUCAGAAAAAGAUAUCCAGACCUGAAGGUGGUUUGGUUUAAUAAAGGUUUGUGAUGAGGACUUCUGGCAAAAUAUGGGCAUAUGUAAUACAUAACACUCUCUGGGAUUGAGAAGGAUAUGAAGAUUUCUUCUCUGUAAACGUGAAAAUCUUUGGGAUAACGAUUAAAUGAUUGUGGUUCGCACGAAAAAAGU